GUCUCCCACACAGCUUCAAAUUAAGCCUCCAACAUUUAUUAAGAAAGAAAAAAAAAUGAGAUCUCUUAGUACUCUCAUAGCUCUGUUGUGUGUAGUGGUUGUGUUUGGAGGACUAAGCUUGUCCUCAAAUGCACAGCUUGAUCCCUCGUUUUACAGGAACACUUGUCCUAAGGUUCAUUCAAUUGUACGAGAAGUUGUGAGGGAAGUUUCUAAGAAAGAUCCUCGAAUGCUUGCCAGUCUCGUCAGACUUCAUUUCCAUGACUGUUUUGUUCAAGGGUGUGAUGCAUCAAUUUUGCUGAACAACACCAAUACAAUCUUGAGCGAACAACAAGCUUUUCCAAACAACAACUCCAUAAGGGGUUUGGAUGUUAUCAACCAGAUCAAGACAUCAGUUGAAAGCGCUUGUCCUAACACCGUUUCUUGUGCUGAUAUUCUUGCCCUUGCUUCUGAAAUUUCUUCCCGUCUGGCUAAAGGUCCUGAUUGGAAAGUUCCCUUGGGAAGAAGGGAUGGUCGAACAGCAAACCGUACUGCUGCUAAUGAAAACCUUCCAGGUCCUUCCUUCUCUUUGGAUCGACUUAAAAAAGCAUUUGGUGAUCAAGGUCUCAACACUAAUGAUCUAGUUGCGCUUUCAGGUGCUCAUACAUUUGGUAGAGCCAGUUGCUCUUUAUUCGUUGAUCGAUUGUACAAUUUCAACAAAACUGGGAAACCCGAUCCAACCCUUGACACUAACUACUUGCAACAAUUGCGCAAAAUAUGCCCCAACGGUGGACCUGGAUCGACCCUCGCCAAUUUUGACCCCACGACUCCGGAUAUAUUAGAUGAGAACUACUUCACCAAUCUUCGCGCUAAAAAGGGGUUGCUUCAAAGUGACCAAGAGUUGUUUUCAACAAGUGGCGCAGACACGAUUAGCAUAGUCAACAAAUUCAGCAGCAACCAAGCUGCUUUCUUUGAGAGCUUUGAGGCUGCCAUGAUUAAAAUGGGCAACAUUGGUGUGCUUACUGGGAACCGAGGAGAAAUCAGAAAACAUUGCAAUUUUGUUAACCAAAAAUCUGCUGAACUUGACUUGGGUUCUGAAGAAUCAUCAGAGGGUAUGGUUAUCGCUAUUUUAUAUAUAUUCAGCAUCUCUACAUAUAUCUAUCUAUCAGAGGAAAAAAUGAGUCCCAUUCAUCUAGCUGUAGUGUUCUGUGUGGUGAUUGGGGCACUAGUACCCUACUCAUCAGAUGCACAGCUAGAUAACUCGUUUUACAAAGACACUUGUCCCAACGUGCAUUCAAUUGUUCGUGAAGUGGUUAGAAAUGUUUCCAAAUCAGAUCCUCGCAUGCUUGGUAGCCUCAUCAGACUCCACUUUCAUGACUGUUUUGUUCAAGGGUGCGAUGCAUCAAUCUUGCUGAACGAUACCUCAACUAUCGUUAGCGAACAAGGAGCUUUCCCAAACAAUAACUCCAUUAGAGGUUUGGAUGUUGUGAACCAGAUCAAGACAGCAGUGGAGAAUGCUUGUCCAAACACAGUUUCUUGCGCUGAUAUUCUUGCUCUUGCGGCUGAAAUUUCUUCAGUUCUGGCUAAUGGUGUUGAUUGGAAAGUUCCAUUGGGAAGAAGGGAUAGUUUAACAGCAAACAGAAGCCUUGCUAACCAAAAUCUUCCUGGUCCCAAUUUCAAUCUAAGCCAACUUAAUGCCUCAUUUGCUGUUCAAAAUCUCAACAUUACUGAUCUAGUUGCACUCUCAGGUGCUCACACAAUUGGCAGAGGACAAUGCCAAUUUUUCGUUAACCGAUUAUACAAUUUUAGCAAUACCGGAAAUCCUGAUCCAACUCUCAACACGACCUACUUGCAAACAUUGCGUUCAAUUUGCCCCAAUGGUGGACCGGGUACCACACUGGCCAAUUUGGACCCGACCACACCUGAUACAUUAGACUCCAAAUACUUCUCCAAUCUUCAGGGUGGAAAGGGCUUGUUCCAGAGUGACCAAGUGUUGUUUUCCACAAGCGGCGCAGCUACCGUCGCCAUUGUCAACAGUUUCAGCAGUAACCAAACUCUUUUCUUUGAGAAUUUCAAGGCCUCAAUGAUAAAAAUGAGCAGGAUUGGAGUGUUGACGGGAUCUCAAGGAGAAAUCAGAAAACAAUGUAACUUUGUUAAUGGAAACUCUGCUGGAUUGGCUUCUGUAACCACUAAAGAAUCAUCAGAAUAUGGCAUGGCUAGCUCAAUGUAAUAAGUAAUUAAUAACAUAAUUAGCCGCAUAUGCUAGUUGGAAAUGCAGAGGUACCUAAUAAAGAGUUCUGUAAGAACAAGCUAAGACUACCAUGGUUGUACUCUGUACACUACGGUCACAUGGUAUUGUGUUUGUAAGAUUUGCUUUCCUAUGUUACGAGAAUAUGUCAUAUGAUAUCAUGUUAAUGAUUAUGGUAAAUGAUACCACGGUCCUUGCUGGGGUGUUUGAUA
Messenger RNA from Lotus japonicus, 2436 nucleotides. RefSeq lists its product as uncharacterized. Gene Ontology annotation, molecular function: heme binding; peroxidase activity. The coding region runs from base 56 to 2206 and encodes 716 amino acids. Gene Ontology annotation, biological process: hydrogen peroxide catabolic process; response to oxidative stress. The record is from RefSeq and is a predicted model, not a curated record. Lineage: Eukaryota; Viridiplantae; Streptophyta; Magnoliopsida; Fabales; Fabaceae. The transcript has 10 exons.